AGGCUUCAGCGGAAACAGUUUAAUGUUUAAUGUUUACAUCGGUUUAACUGAUUUAACUGGUUUAACUGCGUCUCUAGGCUGGAUCUGUACUUUUAUUUAGAAUGUAAAGUAAAAGAAGAAGAAGUGAAAUGUGGAGUUUAAUAGAAGAUCUGUGAAGAAAAGACAGGUGUACCUGUCCAGGCGUCGUCAUGACGACCGACGACCCCCAGAGGAACUUCCGCUCAGCGUAUUAUGAGAAGGUUGGAUUCCGGGGAGUGGAGGAGAAGAAGAGUCUGGAGAUCCUGCUGAAGGACAACCCGCUGGAUGUGGAGAAACUGAGCACCUUCAGCCAGAGGUUUCCUCUUCCCUCCAUGUACAGGAUUCAUGUGUGGAAAGUUCUGCUGGGCGUGCUGCCCCCCCACAGCGACUCCCACCCCCAGGUGGGGGGCUACAGGAGGCAGCAGUACCAGGACCUGGUGGAGGCCCUGGAGGUGAUGAGGUACAUCGUCCCGGCCUCGCCGCCCACCCUCGUCUACCUGCGCAUGUUCCAGCUGGAGAGCCAGGUGCUGCCGCGCUGCUCCGAGACCCCCCCCCCGAACCAGGACAACCAGGACUUCCUGUCCAUCAGCAGAGCCAUGGAGGAAAUCGUGGAUGACCCCGUCGACUGUUACUGGCUGGUGAAGACCUUCAUCAACCAGUUCCACCACAAGUUCGGGGACUCCAUCCCUCACCUGCCCAAGUCCCUGGAGCACUACCUGAUCCAGGAGGAUUCCCGUCUCCACCUCCACCUGAGGACGAGUGGAGCGUUAGCGGAGCUGCCGUACAGUCUCUGGUUCCAGCGCUGCUUCGCUGGAGGUCUGCCGGAGAGUAGUCUGCAGAGGGUCUGGGACAAGGUGAUCAGCGGUUCCUGCAAGAUCCUGGUCUUCGUGGCUCUGGAGAUUCUGCUGAGCUACAAGAUGGUUCUGCUGGGGAUCAGCCGGGCCGAGGGCGCCGUCAACUUCCUGUCCAACAUCCCUCAGGAAAACACCGACGCCAUCGUCACCAAAGCCAUCGACCUGUGGCACAAAUACUGUGGAAACCCAACCCACGCUGUGUAGAACCAGAACCACGACGGAGGAGGAGAGACAUUCAGGGCCCAGCAGGACCCGGAUCCUGACCCUGAACCCGGAUCUCGGUCCUGGUCCCGGUUCUGGACCCGGAUCUCGGUUCUGGACCUGGGACCCGGACCCGGAUCCUGACCCUGGACUUAGACCCGGUCCCGGUUCUGACUGACGGACACGCCUCAGAGCAGCGAGACUGUAGUCGCCGCGGCAACGGCUUCCAAACUGAUUAAAAACUCAAGGCAAAACACAAAGUUAUGGUGUUUAAUAAUGUUUUCUUUAAGAAACUGUAACGUCAGAAUAAACACAAUAAAUACAUAAAUAAAACACA
Messenger RNA from Cololabis saira (Pacific saury), 1410 nucleotides. RefSeq names its product TBC1 domain family, member 7 (gene tbc1d7). The transcript has 9 exons. Lineage: Eukaryota; Metazoa; Chordata; Actinopteri; Beloniformes; Belonidae. Gene Ontology annotation, molecular function: GTPase activator activity. The coding region runs from base 189 to 1076 and encodes 295 amino acids. The record is from RefSeq and is a predicted model, not a curated record. Gene Ontology annotation, biological process: activation of GTPase activity; negative regulation of TOR signaling.